GGCUCAAGUCUAUUUUUGCUAAUUAUUUGAUGUCGCGGAAGUGCAGUAAAUAGGAUAUCUUUCACUGGGCGUAUGUACCAAAGGUGGGGACUCUAGCGCGGACGAGAUAUUAAAGACCCUGUUAUAUACAGAGUAUCACAAGAAGCUUGUCUUGUCAGGUGCUGAAUAGUGUUCAAAUAUGAGAGAAUAUAAAGUUGUUGUCCUCGGGUCCGGAGGUGUCGGGAAAAGUGCGCUGACGGUGCAAUUUGUGUCGGGUACAUUCGUUGAGAAAUACGACCCCACAAUUGAGGACUUUUAUCGGAAAGAAAUAGACGUCGAUGGCUCCCCAGCAGUGUUGGAGAUCUUGGACACUGCAGGUACGGAGCAGUUUGCCUCCAUGAGAGACCUGUACAUCAAGAACGGCCAAGGCUUCAUGCUCGUCUACUCUAUUAUAAACGCACAGACCUUCAUCGAUGUGCAGCCAUUGAGGGAUCAAAUUGCUCGUGUAAAAGGAAGUGGAAUGUCUCCGAUUAUCCUAGUGGGGAACAAAUGUGAUAUGGAAGCCGAGAGAGCCGUUGCCACGAGAGACGGAGAUAGUUUGGCACACGAAUGGGGAGCACCGUUUUUUGAGACGUCAGCGAAAACAAGUUUCAACGUUAGCGAAAUGUUUACCGAAAUUGUUCGUCAAAUUUGCAAAAAGAAUACAAAGAGCUCGUCAGGGUGCUGUACUGUUUUAUAAGAGUCCCUAGUUUUAUAAACAUUAUUAUUGUAAUAAUUAUAGUGCAUUUUAAAAUAGCCUCUGUUCUAGUCCGUGUUGAACAGCCUGUCAGCUCUGCACAUGAUACUAUGGUACCUAAUCUCAUGUAACGCUAGGAGUAGUUUGUUGCUGUGUAUGUAUUGAUCACACCUUUUUUUUCUGUUAUUUUUGUUGUCACCUCUUGUUGUGCUGUGUACUCCGUGACUGUGCCCAUGGUCUGCUAAUAACUCUCUCUCGUGAUAUACUCUAUUUAUUAUGACUGUCAAUAUAAAGCUGUCAAAUAUUGUGAA
This is a messenger RNA of Halichondria panicea, 1026 nucleotides long. RefSeq names its product ras-related protein Rap-2c-like. Gene Ontology annotation, cellular component: plasma membrane. The transcript is spliced from 2 exons. Gene Ontology annotation, biological process: signal transduction. Gene Ontology annotation, molecular function: GTP binding; GDP binding; GTPase activity. NCBI's taxonomy places the organism in Eukaryota, Metazoa, Porifera, Demospongiae, Suberitida, Halichondriidae. The coding region runs from base 179 to 718 and encodes 179 amino acids. The record is from RefSeq and is a predicted model, not a curated record.